AUGAGCUCAAGGGCACUGACCUGGCCGCGGACGGGCCAGUCCUCGCGACACCAGCUGACUCGCUCUCAUGACUUCGGCAUUGUGUGCCCAGCGCGAUCAUUACCCUUUGCUCAGCAGAUCGCCGAACUCUCCACCACUUGCCGAAAACAGGAAGGAUUAGGACGUCGCGCCAAAGAGAAGCUACUCGAUAAGGAAUUUUUCCUGAGUCUGCUCAGCUCUGCCACGACCAAGCGCGAAGCAAAACAAUACCUGUCUCGCUUCAAAGCCAGCCCCUCCAAGCCAGAUCUAGAGACGGCAGAGGACUCCCUCAAAGAAUCCAAAUCAGAAUCGUCACCGCUUGGUGUCAAUUUGGGCUCAUUCUAUGGAGCUUCCCGAGCCGUUUAUGAAACUCCAGUGUUCCGACAAAACACUACCCCGGCUCCUCGCGGGCACGAACCAGCCGAGCGACUACACAUGGCCCUGAUCAAAAUCAGCACGCCUCAAUCUCUCGAUGAUUCUACCAUCAAAGGGGUAGCCAAGACUUUCUCACAGCUCGUUCGUUUGGGCAUGGCGUGUUGCGUUGUUAUCGACCCAGGGAAGAUAGAUAAUGUCACUGCAGUGCGACAAGUCGCCAUUGAGCAGGCUAAUCGAAUCUCAGCGGCAGUUGAUGAACAGCCCGACUCCAAGUCAUUCCGUCUGGAUUCGGCUUUGUCGCUAUCAGAGGGCUCCGGGAAGCUGACUGUUACGUCUCGGAAGGGUCUUCUGGGCCCUCUUCGUGACGGACAUGUCGUUAUCGUCACGCCAAUUGCGUACAUGGAAGAGAAUCCAAAGGCUGUCGCAGUAACUGCAAACGAGGCUGUGAUAGCACUGACGCAGGAAUUUGCUGGUCUAAGUACCUCUCCCGACCCUGACGAAGACCCUACAGUCACCGCGGAGACAAUCAGCAAUUUACAGAAGGAGGUCUCUUUGGAUCGAUCGUCCCAUGUCUUUAUUAACAUGGAGCAAGAAUAUGAUGAGAUUGAGGAAGAGUUGAAUGAUAUACGAGACUCUUUGGUCGGCGAGGGAACUGAAACACUCCCUCGCAAAGAUCCUGGCCCUGCAUCAUCUAUCUUGGAAAGCAAUCCUUUCUCUAUGUUUGUGAACCAAGAGAUAGCUUCGCCCCUUCCGGGACAGUCGCAGCGACUCCCUGGAGCGCAGGCAAUAAGCCAUGUGCUUGAUGGCCAUAUGGACAAUCUUCGACUGUCGCGACAGGCCCUGGCUAUGCUGCCAUCUGCCUCUUCUGGCAUUAUUACCUCACCCCUGGAAGUCGCCAACUCUGCUCGUACACCGCAGACAGAUGCCUCAGAUUUGUCUGCCGUUGGAACUCGUCGCCAGCGCAAUCCUCUCAUUCACAGUCUUCUCACCGACAAACCUCUCCUUUCAUCAUCUUUACCCCCUGGGCGUCGUGGAACUGCCAAUAUUGGGCCCAGUGCAAUUAGCCCGCUUACUUCUCACACCACCUUCAUCAAGCGUGGAAUGCCUCUCACUGUCCUUCCGGACCCCUGGGUGCAAAUGUGGACCCCUCAACGGAAACGCGUGCAAUUGAAUGAUCCCUCAAUUGACUUGCCCCGUCUUGUUCAUCUGAUUGAAGAUUCAUUCGACCGCAAACUUGAUGUACAGAAAUACUUGGAACGAGUCAACGACCGAAUCGCCGGCCUGAUUAUCGCUGGAGAAUACGAAGGUGGAGCAAUUUUGACCUGGGAAACACCUCCGGGUGUCAUCGACGACGGCAGUGAGGAGAGCGCUGCCCGUAUGGUUCCAUAUUUGGAUAAAUUCGCAGUCCUCAAGCGCAGUCAGGGCGCAGGCGGUGUCGCUGACGUGGUCUUCAAUGCCAUGGUGCGCUCGUGCUUCCCCGAUGGAGUUUGCUGGCGCAGUCGCAAAGAUAACCCCGUGAACAAAUGGUAUUUCGAACGCUCGAAUGGUACGUGGAAGCUGUCCGAUAGUAAUUGGACUAUGUUCUGGACCACACCAGGACUGCCAGAGGAUAUGCAGAAGUUCCGGGACUAUGAAGCCGUGUGCAGGAUGAUUCAGCCGAGUUGGGCGGACAACAAAAGUGUUAUCGAUUGA
Molecule: messenger RNA, 2085 nt
Organism: Penicillium maclennaniae
Lineage: Eukaryota; Fungi; Ascomycota; Eurotiomycetes; Eurotiales; Aspergillaceae
Gene: arg2
Product: acetyl-CoA:L-glutamate N-acetyltransferase
Exons: 4
Coding region: 1-2085 (694 amino acids)
Biological process (GO): L-arginine biosynthetic process
Cellular component (GO): mitochondrial matrix
Molecular function (GO): L-glutamate N-acetyltransferase activity, acting on acetyl-CoA as donor; arginine binding
Source: RefSeq, a predicted model, not a curated record